GCACGCUGGUUCAUUAAUUUUUUUGUCUUUUUGAAUGUGAUACGUCCAAACACGAUAUAUAAGACAAUUGAAAAUGCUUCGCCUUGAAUGGAAAUUGAAUUAUUUUUUUACUUAAGCCCUCAUAACGGUCCUUAGUGCUUGAUUUAUUUUAAAAGCUUUGAUUUGAUAAAGCAAAACAACAUUAAAAACUACUUAAUAAAGAGCAGCUGGUAAAAGCGAAGAGCGCAAAUGUUAAGGCAAAAAUGUUGCCCUACUCUGCCGGCACUGUGCACGACUGAUUUUUAUUUUAGAUUUGCCUUGCAGACCUCGUAAUAUAACUCAAUCGUUCCGGGAAUUUACAUAUACACCUACAUCCAUUUAUAUAAUACGCUUACAAAUACAAAAACACAUACACAUAUAUACACAAAGAUGGCUUUAAAGGACUCUACAUCCGCUGAGAAGAACAAUGCAUCCGUCUAUCACACAACUACAGUGCCAAAAAAGCCAAAGCGGCGUGACAAAAGUGAUUUGGGACCCAAUUUCGUGGCGCCCGAUGGCGGUUGGGGUUGGGUGGUUUGCAUAGCAGCCGGACUGAGUAAUCUUUGCAUGUACCCUCCCCUGCAACAAUAUGGUAUGAUUUAUCGACAACGUUUGGUGUACUUGGGAUUCUCCGCCAAAGAGACUACGACAAUAGCGAAUGUUAUGCUGAGCGUGUCGUCAUUAGUGGGCAUUGUCAAUGGUGCCAUGUUUCGCCGCUUCUCAUUUCGUCAGGUGGCCAUCACCGGCAGUCUUUUGAUAUUCAGCGGAAUUUUACUCACAUCUUGGUGUACCACAUUUUGGCAUUAUAUUCUCUGUUUGUCAAUUAUAUAUGGUUUGGGUCAAGGCCUCAACGUGAGCGCCUUAUCACUGGCUGUGAAUACAUACUUUAAAAACCGUCGUCGACGUGCAACUGCUUUUACCUGGACUAUUACGGGUUUGGGGCCCAUUAUAUUUCCACACUUCACUUCCCUUAUAUUGAUAUACUACGGUGGCCAGGGCACAAUUCUAAUUUAUGCAGGCAUUUCGUUGAAUACGCUUUUGUGCGCUUUGACGCUGCAGCCGGUAUUGUGGCACUCACCAAAACCGCAAAACGUUGCCGAGGAGGAGGUUAAUGAGACAACGAAAUCGCUGUCAAUUCCUAUUAGUGCCAAUGAAUUGGAAUAUGAAUGUAAAUACUGCCGGUAUAUGAAGCGCGAUCGGGUCAGUGUGGUCGCACCGCUAUACCCCAUCGACGACAAUGAGUCGGAUACAUAUAGUUACGAGUUUACCGAACCCGGCACUCCUCUGAUGUCACGUGCCAACGAUGGCUGGUUCGGCUCAAAGUCAUCGCUGAACAGCUCAAUACGCUUGAGAAAUAGAAUAGUACGCCAUCUGUCGCUGAAAGCACCAAUCGCUGAGGCGGAAAGGGAUGGCGAUGAAGAUGAUGAUGCUGAGAAAGAGACGUUCAAUUUGGAGAAGCCUAAUCAAGUGAAUAUCGAACUUGCGCAACACGUUAAUCGCACUGAAGAAUUCCGUUGCACCUGCGCAGAGGAGAAGGCCGCACUACAAAAGCUCACCACUGAUGAAUUGCAGCAUGAACAAGAAAAGUUGAAAGCGGCCGAAGAAGCUGAGGAAUUAGUGCGGGAGAAAAUGAGCUUUAGACAGAAAGUAGUUAAAUUUUUCGAUUUAGAUCUGUUGAAAGAUUUCACUUUUGUCAGUUUGGCACUCGGCAUGACUGUGAUGAUGUUCGCCGAGAUAAACUUUUCGAUUUUAAUACCCUUCAUUUUAGAUCAAUAUGGUUACAACAAUAAACAGAUCUCUACUGCCUUGUCCAUGCUAGGUGGCAUGGACAUUUCUGUGCGCUUCCUGACACCCUUCGUGCUAGAAAAUGUUAAACUAAGCAAUCAAGUGUUAUUUGCUUUCGGUAUCAUCGCAAUCUCGCUAGGUCGAUUGCUGAUUACAAUAACCGACUCAUACUAUGUGACACUGGGACUAUUUGUGCUCAUUGGUUUCGGAAGGGGCUUCCGCACAAUCUUCUCAUCCCUCAUUAUACCCACGUAUGUGCCUUUGAAACGUCUGCCAGCUGCAUCUGGUCUACAACUUGUCUGCAACACUUUAUUCUCGCUGUCCUUCGGGCCGCUUUUAGGUGUCAUUACCGAUGCAACAAGUUAUACAAUGACAAUCCACUUUCUCAAUUUGCUGACUUCUCUUGCUUUGUUAAUGUGGCUGUUGGAGUAUUUGGUGCGUCGCAUGCUUGGACUGAAGCCUAAAACAACAAUGGAGGACUAGCAGAAUAUUUAAUAGUAAUUUUAAAUUGUUAUUUAGAAAGAUUUAGUUCAUAACUUGUAUAUAUGUACUUACAUAUAAUGUGUGCCCCAAAAAGGGCUGUCUAUUUUGAAAAGAGCUAUUUUGUAAUAGGCGAACGCACAGCGCUGUUCUUUGACAACAGUCAGGUGUGAGAACUGAGAUUUAGUCAAUUAAAUUGUGAAUAUUGUGAUCCUGUAGGUUUGCUGCUUAAGUAUUUUUUGGAAGGAACUUAAAGGAUAUGGAAUUAUCUGAAAGAGUCGGCACUGUACCAUAAUUGCCUGUGAAACCUGGGCAAAAGGACCAACCUCACUAGACGGUCAUUAUGGUGUAUUACAUUCUAAUUACAACAUAACAUUCUUAUUACAAGAAAAACAAAAACUUCAGAACUUUUACAAAGAGAAGCACUGCGUUAUUUCGCUAUUUCUAAAUA
This is a messenger RNA of Anastrepha obliqua, 2734 nucleotides long. RefSeq lists its product as uncharacterized. The transcript is spliced from 6 exons. Gene Ontology annotation, molecular function: monocarboxylic acid transmembrane transporter activity. Gene Ontology annotation, biological process: monocarboxylic acid transport; transmembrane transport. NCBI's taxonomy places the organism in Eukaryota, Metazoa, Arthropoda, Insecta, Diptera, Tephritidae. The coding region runs from base 409 to 2286 and encodes 625 amino acids. The record is from RefSeq and is a predicted model, not a curated record.